GCCACAGGCAGCGCGCUCUUCCUUAGGGGAAGCCGAACUACGUUUCCCAAGAUGCCGCGGAGUUCUCUGGGAAUAAUGUAGUUCAGUUCUGAAACGGGAGGAGGGCGAAAACUUCCGGACUGCAGAGCGACCGGAGAGAACAGCAAAGCUGGCUGGGGAAUUCUGGGAAUCGAAGUCCACACCUCUUAAAGUUGCUGAGAUUGAGAGACAUUCUUCCAAAGGGAUAUUUUCUUGAGCAGAUUCAGCAUGGGGAAGCGGUACUUUUGUGAUUACUGUGACCGGACUUUCCAGGACAAUCUUCACAACAGGAAAAAACACUUGAACGGGGUGCAGCAUUUAAGAGCUAAGGAAGUCUGGUAUAAUCUCUUUCGAGAUGCUGCAACCAUCUUACAGGAAGAACAGAAAAAGAAACCUUGUCGGAAAUUUUUGCAAACAGGCCACUGCGACUUUGGUUCCAACUGCCGGUUUUCUCAUAUGACGGGAGCAGAUCUCGAGAAGUUGAACAUGCAGGUGCAAGAGGAGAGGAGAGCGAAAGAACAGCAGCAAGAUGGGACGGUGCUCCCGGUGGGCACAAUUGAGGCCUGGUUGGAGAAGCGUGCCAAGCGGCUGCGGGCAGCUCAGCAGGACAGUCCUCAUUGUGAAGAAGAAUUGGUCUUCCAGUAUCCACCUGGCUGGCCCCCGGUUCAUGAACUGCCACCCUCCCUGAGAGCGCCUCUCCCCGGUGGAUGGACGAUCCCCCCAGGCCUCCACUGGGGCUGAGAGCUGAUGGAGAUGAAAAGAUGGACCCUUGAAGGCUGGAGGCUUCUCGGUGUGUCUCUGGAGAAAAACAGAGAAUUUAGCCCAGCACCUUUUCAGAAAUCCCUGCACCGCCGGCUAAUUUAGAAUUUGCAGAAAGGAGACCGAAACAGAAGCACAUUAAAGGACUGAACAAACUCUAGCAUAAUUUAUUUAAAUUGUCUCCAUGAAUUACUCACAGUGCCGGGAGACUUCCUUCGAUCUGCGGUGCUCAGCUACAGCAGCCAGGCCAGUCUCCAAAAUUCAACUUAUUCAAGGUUGCUUUUGAUGGGCAGGUUUUAGCGUUCUGCAACUUGCCUGUCCCUCUCCACCCUCAGGAGUUGCUUGAUUUAAGCAUCAGCAAAAGAAAAAGUUACAUAUUAAUGAGGAUUAAUUCUCUUAACAGGCACUGGGCACCUGCUAGAACUGGGGUUGUCAAUUUUCAUCGUAAGUCGAGGACUCACCUUUCAUCCCAUUUCCCCUACAGCCUGCCCAUCAUGUUGACAGACCUGGGGGUUUUUCAGAGCAGAAACAAUAGUGAUAAAAUUAUCAACCUGUAGAAUUAUGUGUGAUAAUGCAGAGCUGGUGGAAUUGCUUAGUAAUUUGGGGAGGGACCCUGAGCAAUCCAGAGUUUUAUGUGAAGAAAUAAAGGGUAUGAUUUAUUCCCUUUUAUUAUAAAUGUAGUUUAACAACUCUGUCCGUCGGCUAUAACAAUGGAACAUUAUGGAACACACAUAACACACACACAUACACAAUUUUAUAAAGAAAAAAGGGAAAAAAAGCACAUGCAUAAUCCACCGGCUUGGUCUUCCAAUAAAUCUUGAGGCUGCAGAUAUUAUUUUAAA
Messenger RNA from Crotalus tigris (Tiger rattlesnake), 1619 nucleotides. RefSeq names its product zinc finger matrin-type 5 (gene ZMAT5). The transcript is spliced from 6 exons. Bases 247 to 759 code for a protein of 170 amino acids. Lineage: Eukaryota; Metazoa; Chordata; Lepidosauria; Squamata; Viperidae. Gene Ontology annotation, cellular component: U12-type spliceosomal complex. Gene Ontology annotation, molecular function: zinc ion binding. The record is from RefSeq and is a predicted model, not a curated record.